This is a messenger RNA of Setaria italica (foxtail millet), 1804 nucleotides long. RefSeq names its product indole-3-glycerol phosphate synthase. NCBI's taxonomy places the organism in Eukaryota, Viridiplantae, Streptophyta, Magnoliopsida, Poales, Poaceae. The record is from RefSeq and is a predicted model, not a curated record. Gene Ontology annotation, biological process: L-tryptophan biosynthetic process. Gene Ontology annotation, molecular function: indole-3-glycerol-phosphate synthase activity; phosphoribosylanthranilate isomerase activity. Bases 319 to 1494 code for a protein of 391 amino acids. The transcript has 9 exons.
GCGAUAUGGUGAGAUGGGAUGAGAGAAUGAUAUGAGAAUCGGCGAGGCGAUUUGGUUCCGGUAGGCGAGGAGAAGAUUAUUUCGACACGCAGCUCGAUCGGCUCCGGGCUCCAUCGCUGGAGCCUGGAGGAUAGCAUAGCAGCAGGCAAUAACGGAGAUUAAUUAAAAUCCGCACGGCAGGAACUGAGGGCGCCUAUAAAUGCAUCCCACGGCGCAGCCAGGGGGGCAACAAAACCGGAGCGAGCUGAGCACCUGUCGCCACUCUUGGUGCUCGUUCCAUCUCCGGCGGGCUGCUCAGUCCUCCUCACGCCGCCGACGAUGGAGUCCCCCAUCCUCGCCGCCGCCUCGGUCGCCAGCAGCAGGGCCGCCACCACUGUCUUGUCGACGCCGCUCUCGUCGUCCUCUCGGCCCGCCGUCCUCCGCACCACCGACGCCGCCGCGCGCGUCGUCCGCUGCCGCAGCGCCGCCGCCACCAAGCAGGGCUCGCCGGCGGCGGCGCUGCUGCUGGCGCUGGACGACGCCGAGAUGUUCAACUCUGCGGAGGUGGUGCAGUGGGAGAGCGGCAAGUCCGUCAACGCCAUCGCCGCCGCGCAGGGCAUCCGGGUCCGCCGCCGCUGCCGCCCGAGCUACCCGUCCGAGGGCGUCGGCGCCGACAGGGCCGUCCCUCGGGACGUCCUCGAGCAGGUCGUCUGGGACAAGGAGGUCGAGGUCUCGCAGCGGAAGGCCCGGGCGCCGCUCCACAGGGUGGCCGAGUCCGCGCAGCGCGCGCCACCGUCCAGGGACUUCGCCGCGGCCCUCGGCGCCGCGCGCCGCCGCAACGGAGGGCUCCCCGCGCUCGUCGCCGAGGUCAAGAAGGCGUCGCCCACCAGGGGACUCCUCAGGGACCACUUCAACCCGGUCGAGAUCGCGCAAGCCUACGAGAAGAACGGCGCGGCCUGCUUGAGCAUCCUGACUGACGAGAAGCACUUCCUGGGGAGCUUUGAGAAUCUGGAGACCAUACGCAAUUCUGGUGUGAAUUGCCCUCUUCUCUGCAAGGAUUUUAUCAUUGACAUCUGGCAAAUCUACUAUGCGCGUUCGAAAGGUGCCGAUGCGAUUCUCCUGAUUGCCGCCGUGCUGCCGGACCUUGACAUCAAGUACAUGCUUCGUGUUUGCAGGAGUCUCGGCAUGACAGCUCUUGUUGAGGUUCAUGAUGUGAGGGAGUUGGAUCGCGUACUGAAGAUAGAUGGUGUUCAACUUAUUGGCAUCAACAAUCGCAGUCUAGGGACAUUUGAAGUCGACACUACGAACACAAACAUGUUGUUAGAGAAACGUGGUGACAUCAUUACGAAGAAGAAAAUAAUGGUUGUGAGCGAGUCCGGGUUGUUCACGCCAGAUGACGUAGCAUAUGUUCAGAAUGCUGGUGUUUCAGCUGUUUUGGUAGGAGAAUCCCUACUGACGCAGGAAGAUCCUGGCCGAGCAAUCGCUGGGCUGUUUGGGAAGGAGCUCUUACACUAAUCUUGUUCCCUUGUGCUCUAGCUAAUUGUUGUAUGUAGCAAUUCAUCAAUCAUUGGCUGAGAAGUGAAGGCUUCCAAGAGUAAAGAUUGCACAAGACUAACCAUGAACAAGCGCAUCACUACUAUUUUGUGCAGUGCAUGUAUUGGAAUAUCAGUGCAGAUUGCGUAUGACGAAUUUUCGUUUUAGUGAUGCCAUGCCAUAGGAUUUCUUUAUCGUUUGUUGAAGGCAGAUUGCUGGCACAGCAGACAGCAUAUGCAAUAUUCCAAAAAAUUGAAAUAUUAAAUUGAGAGAAAUUUCCAAACAUUUAAAA